Messenger RNA from Triticum dicoccoides, 519 nucleotides. RefSeq lists its product as uncharacterized. Bases 34 to 255 code for a protein of 73 amino acids. The record is from RefSeq and is a predicted model, not a curated record. Lineage: Eukaryota; Viridiplantae; Streptophyta; Magnoliopsida; Poales; Poaceae. The transcript is spliced from 4 exons.
GCCUGCCUCCGCCACCUUUGCGAGGUGUCCACCAUGGCCUGCGGCGGCGGCAGCGGCAUUUUCAGCCGGGCGCUGGGCUACGUCGUCAACGAGUUCCUCGUCCAGGGCCUCGCCAACAACCGUGCCUUCCAGAGGUUUGCUGUGAGGACCAACAAGACUUUCGAGAAUCUCUCAUCUAGAGUUAAACAAGCGAGGGAGGAGGUGUCAGAGCAAAUUAGGGAUCCUCGUGGGCAUGAUAAUGGCUUCAAGCAGUGAUGCCGACUCCUACGCGUGCAUCAAGUUGCUAGCUGUACAAUCCUGCUAUCAGCGUUCCCAUACAUCUUUUCUUAUCCUAGUUUUGGAUGCCAUCCUCAAGUGGCCAUUGUAUAAAAUCUGAAUCCAAAUGAUCUUAUUUUCUAUUUAGACAUGCACAGCAUCAUUCUACUCCUUGGCUGAGUCUCAGUUCUACAAAUUUCUAUGCUGGAACAAAUUACUAUGUAGCCUGCCGGAAAAAAUUCUAGAGGGAUUCUCCUUGACUGA